Messenger RNA from Boeremia exigua, 1841 nucleotides. Its product is annotated as cystathionine gamma-lyase-like protein. Gene Ontology annotation, cellular component: cytoplasm. The record is from RefSeq and is a predicted model, not a curated record. Gene Ontology annotation, biological process: transsulfuration. Gene Ontology annotation, molecular function: pyridoxal phosphate binding; cystathionine gamma-lyase activity. NCBI's taxonomy places the organism in Eukaryota, Fungi, Ascomycota, Dothideomycetes, Pleosporales, Didymellaceae. The transcript has 3 exons. Bases 330 to 1565 code for a protein of 411 amino acids.
GACUGCUGAGAAAUGCUCGCAUAGUACGGCACCGUAAUGGCGUAUAUAAGGGGACCCAGACGCAGCGGAUGCGACAGUACAAGCCUCUCAGGGUCUCAUCACACCAUCUUGUACCAUCGGCAAACAAAGGCACAACGGUUGAAUUCUUACGUCGAAGAAGACUACACGCCCCCGCAGCAUACGGAACGCUAAAAAGUUUUUGAGAAAAGCUGCGUUCUCUUGACACAUUGAAAUCGAGCUGUAGACUCGCCUCUUCUAUAUCUUGAGCCUCUUCCCUUUGUGCUCUUUUCCGAAAUUUGCAAGAGACGCGAUUUGCCGCCAUCAUCACCAUGACGCUCCCCGAACACCCCAUCGAUACCCCGCCGCGCCCUGCCAGCCCUGUGCACGGGUUCGGCACACUGGCUGUUCACGCCGGAAGUCCGCACGAUCCCGUUACUGGCGCUGUGAUUGAAGCUAUCUCCCUGUCUACGACCUAUGCGCAGACUGCAGUCGGAAAGCCAGUCGGCGAGUACGAGUACUCGCGCUCCUCCAACCCCAAUCGCGAUAACUUCGAACGCGCAGUAGCAGCGCUCGAGCACGCCCGCUAUGCGCUCGCCUUUAGCUCAGGCUCGGCCACCACCGCCAACAUCCUGCAAUCGCUCGCCGCUGGCUCGCACGUUAUCUCAGUGUCCGACGUCUACGGCGGCACGCACCGAUACUUCACCAAGGUCGCGCUGACCCACGAUGUCAAAGUCACCUUCUCGCCGUCGAUUGAGAUCGACAUCGCAGAGCUGAUCCGCCCGAACACGAAGCUCAUCUGGAUCGAAUCGCCCUCGAACCCGACGCUGACGCUCGUCGACAUCCGCAAGGUCGCCUCCAUCGCGCACCAGCACGGCAUCAUGGUCGUCGUCGACAACACCUUCAUGUCGCCGUACGUGCAGAACCCGCUCGACCACGGCGCCGACAUCGUCGUGCACAGCGUCACAAAGUACAUCAACGGACACUCGGACGUCGUCAUGGGCGCCGCCGCCUUCAACUCGCCCGAGCUCUUCGAGAAGCUCUCGUUCCUGCAGAACGCCAUUGGUGCGGUCCCCAGCGCCUUCGACUGCUGGCUGGCCCACCGCGGCCUCAAGACGCUGCACCUGCGCGCCCGCGAGGCCUCCAAGAACGCCACCGGCGUCGCCACCGCGCUCGAGGCCUCCCCCCACGUCGUCAGCGUCAACUAUCCCGGUCUCGACUCGCACCCGCAGCGCGCCAUCGCGCUCAAGCAGCACCGCGACGGCAUGGGCGGCGGCAUGCUCUCGUUCCGCAUCCGGGGCGGCCACAAGGGCGCUGAGCGCUUCUGCCAGGCGACCAAGAUCUUCACGCUUGCGGAGUCGCUCGGCGGCGUCGAGUCGCUUGUCGAAGUCCCCAGCGCGAUGACGCACGGCGGCAUCCCCAAGGACCAGCGCGAGGCUGCCGGUGUCUUUGACGACCUGGUACGCAUCAGCUGCGGUGUCGAGGACGAGGCCGACCUCGUGGCCGACGUGCUGCAGGCGCUCGAGAAGGCGGUUGUGGGCCCCAAGAUCAAGAACGGGCUGCCCUAGACGUGCUGUUCUAACAGGUUGCUUGGAGAAGACGGUGUUACAGGUCAAAAAAGGGCGGUCUAAUGAGCACAUGAACAUUCGCGGCGGCGUUACUGAUACUCUGGUUUUAGACGACAAACUCCUUUAUAUCCCAAUCCCCACUGUGGGAAGCGUGGCUCUAAGGCGAGCUGAAUUUUUCUUUAGAUACCAAUUGCAUUUGCUUGUCUCUAUACUACUUAUCUGCCGCGCCGCCAUGCUGUUGCGUGAUCAAAUAUGUGACUGUGAGGUGAUUGAUGC